This is a messenger RNA of Chironomus riparius, 1293 nucleotides long. The record is from the annotation of a GenBank genome assembly. NCBI's taxonomy places the organism in Eukaryota, Metazoa, Arthropoda, Insecta, Diptera, Chironomidae.
UCCGCAUCCAACUUCACGUUUAUUUACAACUCUAAGUUACAAAAAAAUUUCAAACAAAAUAGUCAAGAAAUGGAAUUAUUGCUGCAAUUUUUGAUAGUUACAAGCUCUGGAAUAGCAAUUAAUGGCCACAAUAACUACGAUAAGGAGAAUAAGGAGCCACAGAACAGUUAUAAUCCGCUUGGAGCAUUAGUAAGAUGCAACAUGCUCCCACUAGACUUCCUCGAUUGCGCUGAACUCAAAGACCACAAAGGCAAUCGUACAGCACAAGAAGAGUCUGGUCUAGGGUGCGUAAAAUUCGGUGGAACUUUAUGGCAUGAAGUCGAACGUGGCAAACGAGAAUGUACAGUUCUAGGCGAGAUUGAAUGUCAUGGAUCAAGAACAUUUAAACGUGAUGGAUUUGCUUGUGUCAGACCCAGUGGACACUACUUCUUGACGACACUGCUGUACAGCAUUUUACUUGGAUUUUUGGGUAUGGAUCGAUUUUGUUUAGGACAGACUGGAGUGGCAGUGAUGAAGUUGCUGUCGAUUGGUGGACUUGGACUUUGGUGGAUUAUUGACAUAUUUUUGUUGGUGACGAAUAAUUUGACGCCUGAGGAUAACUGGAAUCAGCGUUACCUUAAAUGUGGACCUGUUGAUGCAAAAUGUCUGCCUGCAAAUAAUGACUUAACAUGUCCACAAAUUCCAUUUUGUCCAACUGGAUUGAAACGCAAAUUGACAUCAAAAGGAUGCUGUUGUGUGCUGAGGGACUCGUUUAGAGGCAAAACAGUCGUUCCUGAAACAGUUUCUAAGGAGAAAGCUAAAAUUUCAUCAAAAACUCUCAAAAAUCUUCAAAAUUUCUACACCAAAAUUACAGACUUGAUGGAUGUUGAGUCACAAGAAAUGGAAGUGGAACAAAAACAGCUGCUGAUCAAGAAACUCUCAAAAAACAUGAGCGACACAAUGAAGUCAGCAAUAAAGGAACUUGCAGCACUCAUCGAUGUUGACUCGGAAAUUAUUUUUAAAUGCAUUUUUGAUGACGUCAAAAUUUUUGAAAAUAAAAAAAUUAAUUUAAUUAUUGACGCUGCAAAUGAGAUUUAUGAGAAAGGAAAUGAGCUGAUGGAGAGGAUUUCGAUGGUUAUGGAGAGGAUGGAAUACUACUGAGAGGCACUGGAGCAUCAGUUGAUUAAGUUUUGGAGGUUUCUAGGACACUGGGAUGCUAGGAUUGGGUCAUAGUCACUAAAGAGGUGGAGUUGGGGCUAAUUUUGAUUAUUUUUGGAAAUAAAAUGUAAAAUAAAUUUUAUUGACUACAAAAAU